Branchiostoma floridae (Florida lancelet) is the source of this 5688-nucleotide messenger RNA. RefSeq names its product stromal interaction molecule 1-like. The record is from RefSeq and is a predicted model, not a curated record. The transcript is spliced from 15 exons. Gene Ontology annotation, molecular function: calcium channel regulator activity; calcium ion binding; protein binding. NCBI's taxonomy places the organism in Eukaryota, Metazoa, Chordata, Leptocardii, Amphioxiformes, Branchiostomatidae. The coding region runs from base 256 to 2403 and encodes 715 amino acids. Gene Ontology annotation, cellular component: plasma membrane; endoplasmic reticulum. Gene Ontology annotation, biological process: store-operated calcium entry; intracellular calcium ion homeostasis; activation of store-operated calcium channel activity.
UAAACGAGCAUGUUUGGGUUUGAAAACUGUCGUUUUUGGAGGGAGGAGAUUGUAGGACGCACCAGCCUUUUGAAAAGGAGGAAGUGACUCAUGUGAGAAGAGGGGUUCUCCUAGUGGUGGAGUCGCUCUAUCCGGGAUCGUUGGUAUUUCAAACAUGACGAUGGCGGACUGAACUGCGUCAGAGAACCGCUGCCCGACAGUGCCAAAUUCCGGAAGCAGAGUUUUUUUCCUGAACCCCCCAAGCACCGCGGAGACAUGAGGCCAGUUUUGGUGGCGAUCGCGAUGAUCGUUCUGUUGGCGGUCUCUUGUGUACACAGCCGGGACGUCAGCCUCGACGAAGAAGAACAAUGUACAGACGAAUGUCGUCAGGAGAAGGACCGGUUAGGUCUGGAGGCGCUCCACACCCUGCACAGGAUGCUGGAUGAUGACCACAACGGGAACGUAGACCUGUCGGAAAGCGAUGAGUUCUUACGCGACGAGCUUCACUACCAGGAUGGGUCGGAGCGGCAGAGCACAUUCCAUCGCAGCGGGGAGGACAAGUUCAUCAGUGUGGAUGACCUGUGGACGGCCUGGAAACACUCCGAAGUCUACAACUGGACAGUGGAACACACUGUGGCAUGGUUGGUGAACGCUGUGGAGCUGCCCCAGUAUGCUGCUACGUUUGAGACAAAUGCUGUGGAUGGCUCGGCCCUUCCAAGACUGGCCUUGGACCUGGUUCCAAUGAGAUUGGCCGUCAACAAUCCCCACUUCCUGACGACGAUCCUGGGAAUCACCAACCCUGUGCAUCGACAGAAGAUCGCUCUCAAAGCCAUGGACGUCGUCCUCUUUGGACCAGCAAAACAAGGCCACAGUUACAUCAAGGACACAGCUCUGGUGCUAUCCCUGGUGAUUGCGAUAGGGGGCUGCUGGUUCGCCUUCGUGCAGCAUCGUUUCUCCCAGGGGCACAUCAAGAAGAUGAUGAGGGAGAUGGAGAGUCUGCAGAAGGCUGAGGAGACUCUAGGGGAGAUGCAGGCUAGGUUACAGCAGGCAGAGGAGGAGCAGCAGACUGUGGUGGAAGAGAAAAUGAACCUGGAGGCCAAAAUGAGGGAAGAAAUGACCAAUGCCAAACAAGAGGCCGAGAGACUCAAGAUGGUGCGGGAGAACACAGAGACAGAAAUCAACAGGCUCAGAAUAGCAGAGGAAGAGCUGUACCAAGUUCGACAAGCCCUACGUAAGGCUGAGAAGGAGCUUGAGAGGAGGAGCUGGCAUCCCCCCACCUCACUCCAACAGUGGCUACAGCUCACCUACGAGCUGGAGCUGAAAAACUACAGCAACAAGAGGCUGGCGGCGGAGACACAGUUUGCAGAGGCUAAGGAAUCGUGUGAGAAGAUCAGGAAAAAGAGAAUCACUGUGAUGGGUGCCCUGAAGAUAGCACACACCAGCUCACUAGAUGAGGUGGACAAGAGAAUAGCAAAAGCCAGGUCAGCCCUGCAGGAAGUGACCUCUGACCUGAAGGAGCGGUUGGUGAGAUGGAGGAAGAUCGAGAAGUUAUGUGGCUUCAACAUCAUCACCAACCCUGGGCUGACGGCGCUGUCACAGGUCCUCACAGAAGGCUCUGUCCCUGGGAGCCCAGGUUUUGCAGGCAGUGUGCAGGGUGUGGAGGACGACUCUUUGGAUGAGGACCAGCCUCCCACAUAUUCAACAGGGUCAUCUGGUGCCAUGAGUUCGUCCCAUAGCACUGCGUCGUUGUCCACCCUGGGAGAGGCCAUGAUGCGUCCGGGGGGUGGCGCUGAACCCCUGGCACCAACCUUCUCAAUAGGCGAGAGUGACUUGUGUUUGGAUUCCUACAUUCAGCUGAUGACAUCACAAAUGUAUGGCAGUAGUGAGACAGUAGUCCGCAGAACGUUGGAUAGAGCACAGAGCGAGCAAGCCUCCCCACAAAGGCCCCCCAUGGUCAAACAAGUCACCAGCCAGAGUCUGCCCGGAACUCUUGUGUCCCAGAGUUCCAUCCAGUCCAUCCAAGACGACCUUGCGCGAUCGCGUACGAACGGAACGGACUCGAACCUUUCCAAUUACGAACCAAACUUCACCGACAGCUCCUCUGCCGAGACGCUUGAGGAAGACGGUGCAGGGUCACAAGCAAACCUCUCGGACAACGCAUCGACGAAGACAGCCAUCCAGCGGCCAGCAAUGCUACAGCCGAUGUUGUCAACCACGUCCCAAAGUUCACUGGACUCCCCAAAGGACACAAAAAAGGGGAAGAAGACUUGGUUCAGGAAAGCCGACAGGGGGUCAACUUCAGGACCUGCAAGUCCGACAUUUGAGGACAGUACAGAUGAACUGAUAGAAAAAGAAGCCACAGAGGAUAAGAAGAAGAAGAAGGGGAAGUUCUCAGCUUUGAUCUCAAAAGCCAAGACAGCAUAAGAAGGAAAGUUACAAAUAGAUGACAAAGGGAGAUAUCUCCAGAUACUUGAUGAAACAAUGGUGCCAAUUUUUGGCCCGGAAACUGUCAGUAGUCCUUGGGCUACGUUCUUCUAAAGAAACGAGGCUAUUUCAGGAGUAGAAAGCAACUUACAUUAUGUUUAUGUGUGUAUUACUGUGUAAUAUUUCCUUACAGAAGAUUUAUAUUUUAGAUGGUUGAUUUCUAGAAACAAUAUCUAGUAAUCACUGAAAAUAACAAAUGAGUUUUACCCUUUGACUAGUCUGUAGUUCACUCUAGGAAGACCACCAGCAUACUUGUGUAGGUUUCAUUGCUUGAAGAUUCUGUCACAAAUGUUGAUGUCUGAAAUAACAAAGUUGUAACAUACCACAAUUGGUCAGUAUACAUGUGUAGUUGAUAUAGAUAUCUAUUACUCUUGAGGAAGGUCUGUAGGAUUUUGGAUUCUCUUCUGAAAUGAUCCUUUCAUUGACCUUAUGAAGGGUUAUCUGGGUGGUGCUUAAGGUGCGGUCACAAUAAUGAUCGUAUAGUUGUAGGAUUUUCAAUCAGACCAGAACACAAUUAACCAUUAACAAAACUAUGACAACUUUUACUGUCAGAAGACUGCUGGAUUUUGUAAGACAAAUCCACAACUGUCUCAAGAAGCUGUUGUAAUAACUCUUAAGACUUACGACAAAUGUGACUGCACCCUUCCUUAAAAUACAGGGUGAGGGACCAUGUCUUUCAUAACACAAAACUUUGUAUGUUGUUGUCUUUUCAAGAGAUGUACUUGCUCUAUGUGGUAUGUUUUAUACUGAAGACCGAUGCUGCAUAUACAGUAGUUCUAAUACCCUUUACUGUCCACUGUGUGCAAUGUGUGUGUUGUCUUGACACUGGUGUCAUUCUUUUAAGCACCUUGCCAUGUGGGGUUUGAUACGGUAAAGAGAAUCCAUUUUGCUGGGUUGGAGAAUAACUGUUGUCCCAUAUUUCCUGAGGAGACAAGGAGCCUGCCAGUGCCUUGUCUUUCCAUGUUUUGGAUGAAAAAAUUUGUAAGUGGUUGGGUGGAGUAAAGCCAAAGCUAGACUUAGUCAAAGUUAUCCAGCUAAGAAAGAAAAUGGUAAGGAUCUUUGCUGUCCUUGUGGAAAAGUCAAGUCACAGCCCUCUUUUUAUUUCCUAAGUAAAAACUGUUAUAGAGGACAUGUCUGAAGGUUAGGGUUUUUUUAAACACCAUGAACAGGUUUUUGACUUGUUUUCUUGUUACAGUAGUAAAAAAGGUCAACUUAUUACUGCCCAAGCCAUGUACUAUGAUGUAGGUUGAAGGUGUGUGUGUGUAAUGACAGCUCAAGAUUUAUGUAUAUAUAUUACCAAGGACAGAAUGUGUGUAAUAUGUAGUGCACAUACAUAGUACUGUACUUUCAUUGAGAGCUUGUGAUUAUGUUUUAGUUUUCAUUUCAAUAUCCAUUUCCUUGUUGGCAAUAUUUCUACCAGAUUUUAAAGAUUGUCUGUCAAGCAAUACUCUCACCUAUGAAACCCACUUCAAAGCUAUUCUGGACUUUUCAUAAUGUGAAAGUGGAGGAUUAUUUUCUAAAGAUAAUUUGUCUUGCCACUGUUGCAUUUAGCCUGGGUACCAUCUUCUGUAAUCAUUGCUGGCUCAAUCCUUCCCCUUGCUAACCAAGUCCUCAUCUUUAGGGUGAUAUGUCAAACAGUAACAUUUUGUUACUUGAUUAAAAAUAUGCUGUUGUUGUGUAGGUUGUGGAAAAGAGCUUUUAUAGCAAUGGUUGUAUUGUUCUGUGUAAUUCUGAAUUUGAAAAGACACAUUCAUUCAAAGAAAGAAAACACAAAGCUGCAUACAUGUAUUUUGCAUGCAAAUGUAAAUGGCAGUGCUCUCUGCACACAUUACAUGAAGUUUUUAGUCAUGCUUACAUGAACAUGUAUGUUGGAAACAAAAUAGUAAUGUUUAAGGCUACCCUAUUCAACAGUUCCUCCUUUAGUUAUUCAUAAUGACACUGGAAACUGUCUAUAUACUUCCAAGGACUUUAAUAUAAUGUCCUUAUUACUACAAUACUGUAUACUCUUUGCUACCUUAAUGCCAGUUCACCUUUAUCCAUAUCAUAACCUGUAUUCGCUGUAAAGAUUCCCUACUAUUUAGGGAUAUCAGUUUGACAGACGGUGGUUUCAAGCAGCAGUAUCUUAAAACUAUUGCAAUUUGACACCACUGCCUGUCGACUUGAUACCCCGAGAUACCAUAGACAACGGACAUAAGUUACUUUGUGGAUAAAGGUGAACUAGUGUUACAAGAAAUGUAGGAUUAUGUUCAGGAAGUGUCUUUUUGUCACUUGCUUGUUGGUAAGCAAGGAAAGGUUUUAAGACAAAAAUGCGUCCGCAUUUUGUGUAAUGUAACAAAAUUUGCCUGGUAAUUCACUCAAAGUUAAAUGUUCAAAGCCACAAUGCUUGCUGUGUUAUGAAAACUUUCAUCAUGCAUAAUUAAGCAGUGAACAUCAAAGUCAUAGAAAGAACAGCAUUAGAAGGUGCUGCCUUGGGUAAAAUGCAAUGAUAAAUAAAGUACAAGCAAUAGUUAACUUAGCCAAAACUGCUGCUUUUACAAGGAUUGACUUGUUGAUAACUCGUAUGGGGGCAAUACACAUUACAAACUAGUUACAGCUAGAAAUGCACCGUAUACACAAGUUUUCACAAAAUAGCAAUCCUCUGACUAAUGUUAUCUGUUCUACUAUGCAUUACCAGUCCAAUAAUUUGGCAGUAUAAACAAUUCUUCUGAAUAGCAAUACUAUGUUGCAUGAAUUACCUUGAUGAAUAGGUCAUAGUGAUUUAUUGAAAAAUGGGGAGAAAGAUGUUCAGUUUGCUUGCUAUUACCAUUUAAGACAUACAGUGUAGCAAUACGGACCAACUAAACUAUGUCAAUAACAGACUUUACAUACAAUGCAGACUGGAUGAGAUAUUUUUAUCUGUACUUAAUUGUGUAUAAAAGAGCUGCUUUCACCCCAGUUAUGCAUAAGUUAAGUCAUAGCAUAAGGGAAAUGACAGACUCCAAUAAAUGCACCCCCUCCGCAAAACUCUCGUUUUUACUUAUCACACAUAGUCACAAGUAGAUGAAGAGAAAUACUGCCCAUAUUGGCGCAUUGCUACCUUGUUCUUAUCGAUAUGAUUAUACAGACAUGUACACCCAAUGUUCUUGCAAAUUUCAUUUACAAAAGAAAAUAAUAUAUUGAGAAAGUUACAUGUAGUUGUACAGACAAAAGUUGGUAAUUGAAUAAAACUCCCAUGUUUCACUUGUA